Messenger RNA from Papilio polytes (common Mormon), 3379 nucleotides. RefSeq names its product tyrosine-protein phosphatase CDC14 homolog. Lineage: Eukaryota; Metazoa; Arthropoda; Insecta; Lepidoptera; Papilionidae. The record is from RefSeq and is a predicted model, not a curated record. Gene Ontology annotation, molecular function: protein serine/threonine phosphatase activity; protein tyrosine/serine/threonine phosphatase activity. Gene Ontology annotation, cellular component: spindle pole; kinociliary basal body; mitotic spindle. Bases 792 to 2945 code for a protein of 717 amino acids. The transcript is spliced from 8 exons. Gene Ontology annotation, biological process: positive regulation of cytokinesis; cilium assembly; microtubule cytoskeleton organization.
AACGAAACGAGUUUGUCUUUUCGUUUCAACGGUUCUUGGGCAGUGGCUCCGACGAAUAAAUAAAAUACGUCACGUUGUAAAUGGAGAGCUUAUAAAUUGCAUUCUAGCUGAACGAGAAUCCGCGACCUUGUGUCGCCUGGCCAAUUAAUGUCUCGAUUUGUUAUUUCGCCUGGUGCUUUAGUUUUCUAUGUUUUUUAAGUGAAUUGCCAACGUAUAGUCAAAAGAUAUGGUUUAGCGGUGUACGGAGUUCAAUGAUUUGAAACAGAAAUAUAGUGAUAAUACUCUGUAAAAGUGUUCCGAAGGCUUCGUGGAUUCGGUGCAAAACGAUUUGACCUUACUUUUGAGUAAAGGAGUCCACCCACGCCGUCUAUUAAGAAGACUCCUACGCCUCGGCACAAACUGCGUUGUCGCCGAGACUAAAAAAAGGCGCUACGAUGAGAACAAAACUAGAUAGUUACGUUAUGUUGCUUUAGUUCACCUGUGUGCAUAUUUUAAUUAAGUUACUGUUAUGUUUAUACAUAGUUAAGUGCAGUAGUGGUGCUAUUCAUUGUUUUUUUCUUAUCAGAAUAUGUUUUGAUUUUUACUUAUCAAGGCUACCUGUUCGUGUGCAAUCAUUGAAGCGGCUCGGCAAACAGAUGGUACAUAUCAAAUUAAGUACACAAGAAUUUAUUAACACAUCAAUAUAAUGCAAAGCUUCAAGUUGGCGGUCUGAAGAGGUGUAUUACCAUAAAGAAGUUAUAAAAGUUAUCAAAAUAAAGAAAACAACAUCCCUGCUCUGCUACAAAGUGAGAAUGGAUGAGAAUGACAUCAUUUUGUCCUCCACCGAGAUAAUAAAAGACAGACUGUAUUUUGCGACCCUGAAAACGGGCUAUAAACCGAAACCCACUCGAAACAGUAAAUACUUCCAUAUAGAAGAUGAAAUUGUCUACGAGAACUUUUACUUCGAUUUUGGACCUUAUCAUUUAUGCCAUUUGUAUCAAUUUUGUAACAAGCUCAACGAUGAAUUGGAGAAGAACCCGAAGAAAAAGAUUGUUUUCUAUACUAGCAGUAAUGAGACGUUACGACUUAAUGCUGCUUACCUUAUUGGGAGUUAUCAGAUAAUAUACCUAGACGGUUGUCCCUCAACGGUUUAUAAGCAGCUAACAGAAGGCAGUGAGUGGUCCUUGCUGAGUUUCCGAGACGCGUCAGGUGGUCCUCCACUGUUCGACAUUUCACUACUCGAUGUGCUGAGAGGUCUAAAACUGGCGCACGAUGCCAGAUUCUUUGACUUCCAACACUUUGAUGCUGAACAGUAUUUAUACUAUGAGAAAGUAGAAAAUGGGGACUUAAACUGGAUAAUUCCUGAGAAAAUGCUAGCGUUCUCUGGACCUAAUCACCGGUCACGUUUAGAGCGAGGGUAUCCCUUACACAGCCCAGAGCAUUACCACCAGUACUUCCGUACCCAUCACGUGACUACUAUCGUCCGUCUUAACAAGAAGUCAUAUGAUGCUAAACAAUUCACAGCUCACGGCUUUGAACAUAGGGAAUUGUUCUUUGUAGAUGGCUCUGUGCCGUCAGAUCAUAUUGUCAAUAGAUUUAUAAGGAUCGCGGAGGCCGCUAAAGGUGCGGUGGCUGUGCAUUGCAAAGCUGGUCUGGGCCGCACGGGCACAUUGAUCGCGUGCUACAUGAUGAAGCACCAUGGGUUCGCGUCGCGCGAGGCCAUCGCCUGGCUGCGUCUCUGCCGACCCGGCUCCGUCAUAGGACACCAGCAGUGGUUCCUAGACAAUAUCCAGCUGCGUAUGCAGACGGAGGGCGAGGCGUACCGUCGCCGGCACAACAUCUCCUCACUGCCGGUGUUCGCCCGCGGCGUGUACUGCGACCUGCCCCCCGAGCCCCCCGCACCCCCUGCGCCCGCCGCACCCACCGCACCCGCCGCACCCCCCGUCUCCCUGCAGACUAUACUGCAUAGCAACAAGAACGGCAAGAUCGAUAAUGCUAACGUGUUAAAUGCCAACGAAGCGGACACAGAGAAUAAUGUGACGUCAGUAAUCGGCAAGUACAAGACCACGGCCACGCCGAUGCUGCCCACGAAAACUGUCUUCGCCUCCAAAAUGAACUAUAUGAUGCCCACAAAUAACAUCCGUAACGCUAACAAUACCAACCUCAAACCACAGCCCAGAGCUAUCAAUUCAACCCUAAAAUCACACUACGCGGCAAAAACUUCAACCUUCCCCCCAACUAGAGGCUCCAAUUCACAAGCCAGCAAACUAGUCGCCAGCGUCAAAUCCUCCUUCACAGGCAAAAAUAGCUUUCACGGACAAAGAGCUAACCUCGCAAGACCUACACUUAGCUAUUCCCACGGUAGCCCUUUAAAAACAUUUACAAGGAAAGCUGUCAGCGUCAGCAAAAUGACGUCAAACGACACGUCAGUCAUCAACACCCACAGUAACGUCACGUCACUGUCAGCUCUUACGGAAAACUGUCAUCUUAACGGAAAAAAUCGACUACCAUCAGAACCGAAUCUGAAAACUGUAAACCAAACGAAAACCGUAAACAACGUCACCGGUAGAAAGAAAUUAAUAAUUCGAUCUAAUUCGAGCUCGAGAAAGAAAUUACCGAAAAAUCUACCUAAAAGCGGACUAGAAGCGGCACACGAUCUGUCUUCCAGUGAUACUAAUAUCACAAACAUUUCCGCAGACUCUCUAGAUACGCCAUUCAGGUUUAGACGGAAAAGGGACAAAUCUAGCAGCCCUGAACCUAUGGACUGCAUCUCCAAUUCAGUCAUCACUGAUGACGUCACACCGGAUAAUUACGAAGAAACCAACAACUCCCAAGGGAAUAAACUAUAUAAAAUAAAAGCUUUGAGGAAAAAAUGCCCCACUUUCGGUGUCAGUCUCCUAAAACAAGAAAGAGUUCAAACACGGUCGAGUACUGGCGCGAGUACUUCGACUGUCAAAAAGAAAUGAUUAUCGUAUGAAAUAGAUUUAAUGGUUCCAUGUCAUAGAUAUUCUAAUAGUAUAGAGGCCACGCAUAGCGCGGUAUUAAAUGUUGAUAAAUUUGUUUAGGCGCUUUCUAACUUAUGCGGCUGUAUAACUUUUUAAAAUAACUUGGUAACAUGUAUGUCUAAACAAAUUUUUUCGACAUAUUUGUACAGAUAAUAUAAAAUGACUACACAAAGUAAUAGCCUAAUUGAGCGAAAAAUUUUACAAAGUACAUUAUUUUUGCGUUAGAUCGAUUUAUUAUCUAAUAUCGUAUUAUAUUUUGACAGUUUAUUGGCGUUUUAGAAUAGGAUUCAUUUUUAUUUACAAGACUUAAGGUAUUCAAAAUAUUUAUUUCAAGUCCCUCAUAUCUUACGAUUGACUAAUUUCUUUACAUUUUUUUGAAAAAAAAAAAGUCAAGC